CUCCAGAAAUGUAAAGUGUGGUUAAACAGUGUAGCAGCUUCAGUGUCUGUAGUGAGAUUUUAUUCGUCUGCUUCACUUGCUGUUGUGCCUGUGUGUUUGUGUGUGUGAGAAAGUGUGUGUGUGUGGUGUGUGGGAGAGAGUGUCCUGAGAUAUUUAUGACAGAGAGCAGAGCACUCACUGACCUGAAAAUCUUGGGUACAUGUGCCUGCAGAUUCUAUAUAUGGGCGGCUGAAUAUAGAGGAGAUGCCUACCCAGCCUAAAAAAAAACUGGCACAUGCUUUCUUUACCUCCCACUUCUGGGAUACAGCACAGAAGAGUAUAGAUCCAAAGUUAUUGGAAAUACAGACUUCACAGGCAAGUGUUUCAAUGUGGCGUUACUGGCCCUUUAAGUGGGAGCCUUCCUAUAGAGAGUGCUUAUGUAUACUUUGCACACGGCACUUAAUAUUUUUACUUUCAGUUUGGGUCACCUCAUGCCUACUGGCAAUGUGACAAGGGGAAAGAGUCCUAUAUAUGAUAUCAGCUCUCAUGUGAGUUGGAUAUUACAGAGUGUGCCAUAUACCGACACACUUAUAUCCUAUUAGAUACUUUCUUUUGUUUUGCCACAUAAUUGGCCCAGGGGCACCAGACAACAGCAGAUGUGCAAAAAUACUUGUCUAUUGCCUGUACUUCCUUAUUCCUCCAGCGCUGCCCUUGUGCAAUGCCUCUUUGCCUGUCCAACUAAAGGACCCACCACCCAGGCAGGUGGUAACUAAUAAUUUGGACCCCAAAGUCUGAAGGUUGUGAAUGGUGCGGAAGAGACUGAGGCAGAAGCAUCAAUAUGAGGAGAAGAUCUAAAGAUGAUUCAGGUAAAAAUAUAAUGAAGGACAGUGAAGAUAAAUGCAAAGAGGGAAUGACAGAAACUUUCAGAGAUCAACCAGACAAUGAAACAAUGAAGGAUAGUGAAGAUAAAAACACAAAAGGAAAUACAGGAACCUACAGAGACAAAGAAACCAUGUAUAGAGCCUUAUUGAGGAAAAUGAAGAUGGAUCCAUAUGAAACCAAAAAUCUAACAUUACAAGACAUUCUUCAGAUUGAUCGAGAAUGUUUACAGAAAAUUGGUGAUGGGAAGAGAAAGACUGCAGCCUGGAAUUUUAUACGUAAAAUAAUUUCUUUAAAUGAAACUGCAAGAAAAAGUGAGGAUGAAAGUGAAGAUCUUUCUGGUGAUUCAGAUGAUGAAACUUGUGACUCAUCUAAUUCUGUUCACCCCCUAGAUGUCCAGUGUCUUGUCCUGCAUUGCUGUGACCAUUUUUUGCAGCAGGAGAUUAUACUGAAAAUGUCCAUGUGCCAAUUUGCUGUCCCUUUGCUGCUCCCUGAUGUUGAUGGCCCAGGCUGUACCUUCAUGCUUUGGGGAAUGAGAGAUAUUGUAAAAAGAUGGAGGCCUCAGUCACUAGCAGAAACAAAGGGAUAUGUGCAAGAAAAUCUUGUUCAGAUAUCUAUGCCAAACUUCAGUUUUGUUAGAUUAGGUGAAAGUACUUUUUCUAAAUCUUAUAUCCUGAAUCUAGUUCUUAGCCAAGCACAGCAAACCCGUGACUUCUUUGUUUAUAGGGAUAUGGAAGGUGCCGAUGUCACAAGGGAGAUAUCUGAGGGGCUGGUAGAAUUAUCCUGGUAUUUUCCAGCUGGUAAAAGUCAUUCAGAAAUGUUCCCAGAACCAGUUGCAUUUGCAAACCUCCGUGGAAAUCUGGAAGACAACUUGAGACAGUUUGCAUUUCUAACUCAGAUCUCAUCUGCUGUGUUUAUCUUUGUUCAGAAAAUUGAUCAGAAUCUGUAUGACUUUUUAACCAAGUAUGAAGACUCUCAGACAAACUUUGUCUUUGUUAUCAAGAGUAACAGUAAAAUUAACAUAGACACACAUCUCAAAAAUGUCACUCUACUUAAGUUCAAAAGUAACGCUAAUGGAGCAACAAUAGUAAAGGGAAUUUUUACAGCUACUACUGGUUUCAUUAACAAGAGAUGCCGUGUCUUGAGUCUGGAAGAUAUGUCAGAAAUUGCUUCCAAACUAGGAAUCUCUGUAGAUGAGAAUGUGACAGAAUGUCAGAAUGCAAAGGCAGAUGCCAAAGCAAUUACAGAUGAGAUAAAAGAUGUUGCGGAGUACAAAAAUAAUAUAAUGAGGCUGCAGGGCAAUUUGUGGAAAAAGCUUUCUGAACUGGAAAAAGAAAUGUGUCAAAUGAAAAAACAAGGUGAUAAACAUGGAGAGAGUUACAAAUUGGAACUACAAAAGCAAUGUGCUGACAUACGUGAGCAACAGUAUAAGUACAAAAUUCCAAAUGGCAUUAUCUCAUUUAUCAAUUCAGUCUUGAAAAAGAAUCACAUUGAAAAAUGUUAUUUUUUUAAAUGGCUCAGAUUUUAUCUUGAUUCAUCUGCCAGGAAGAACCUGUCUGCUUUACAAGCUGAGUAUAAAGAGAAAUCAGUCGUUUCCAGCAAGGCCGAGAUGUCUGAACUUGACCAGAAAAUAUCUACCAGUUCCCUGGGGAUUGAACAUUUCAUAAGAGAGUUAAGCCAGUUUUAUGAGGCAGAACAUUUUAUGCUCAAGCAUGAAAUUGCAAAUAAAAGAAAAUUAAUUCAAUUGCCGGCAUUUGCUGCCGAUCUCUUACUGAGUGGAUUCCCACUGGAGUUGAUAGAUGGAGAUGCUUCUAAUAUCCCACUGCAGUGGCUACAGGAUGUACUACAUGAGCUGGACAAUAAAACAGGGAAAUGCUGCAGAAUGGGGGUAAUCACUGUAUUGGGGGUGCAGAGCACAGGGAAAUCCACCCUUCUAAACACAAUGUUUGGACUGCAGUUUCCAGUCUCUAGUGGACGAUGCACACGAGGAGCUUUUAUGACACUAAUGAAAGUGAGUGAAAAUUUCCAGGCGGAGCUGGGCUGUGAGUUUAUUCUGGUGAUUGAUACUGAAGGAUUGAGAGCUCCAGAAUUGACUUCUCUGGAAAACAGCUAUGAACAUGAUAAUGAACUGGCAACACUGGUCGUUGGGUUGAGUGACAUCACAAUUGUAAACAUGUCUAUGGAGAAUACAACUGAGAUGAAGGAUAUUUUGCAGAUAGUGGUCCAUGCAUUCCUUAGGAUGAAAGAGAUUGGAAGGAAACCCAACUGCCAUUUUGUACAUCAGAAUGUGAGUGAUGUUUCUGCCCAUGAAAAUAACUCACGGGACAGGAUAAAACUUCUGGAGCAUCUAAAUGGAAUGACCAAAAUUGCUGCAAAUAUGGAAAAGAAAAUUAAAUUUACAGCAUUUUCUGAUAUCAUGAAAUAUGAUCCAGAUAAGGACAGUUUUUAUAUUCCUGGUCUCUGGAAUGGAGUCCCACCAAUGGCUUCUAUAAACACUGCAUAUAGCGAGGCCAUCUAUGAGCUUAAAAAAUAUUUAAUUGAAAGCAUGAAAAACAAGGGGCACAGAAUUGAUGACUUUAUAGAAUGGAUAAAAAGUUUAUGGAAUGCUGUGAAACAUGAGAACUUCAUUUUCAGCUUUAGAAACAGCUUAGUAGCCAAUGCCUACAACCAACUUUCUAAGAAAUACUCAGAACUAGAGUGGAAGUUCACUAAGUCAAUCCUUAAUUGGCUAGCAGAGACUGAAACAGUGAUCAAGAAUCAAAAUGAACAAAUGGCGGAUAGUGAAGGAACAAAAUGUACAACUGCAGUGUAUUCUAUACUCAGUGAGGAGGAAAAGAACAUGCAAGAGGAAUUAGAAAAAUAUUUUUCAAGUGACAACAAAGAUGCAAGUCUAAUAGAGAGGUACAAAGCAGAAUUUUUAACUAGUGUAAGUUGCCUUAGGAAGAAGUUGGAAUCAUCAUCUCUUAACAAAUGUGCUGAGAUUAUUCGCAUUAAAAAGGAGAACUUUAAGGUUAGAAAUGUUAUCAGCGCAUACAAACAAGUUAUUGAUAAAAAGGUCACCAGUCUUGUGAUGAAGUUCAGGGAGGAGAAAUGUAAACCUAAUGAAAAAACUCUUGAAGAAGAAUUUGAGUUAAUGUGGGCAGAAACUAUAUCAGAGUUAAAUGUUAUCGCCCUUCCAGAACCUAAUAUUGAACUUAAUUUACUUGCACAACUUAAGAAAGAAAUGGCAGCAAAGGGUUCCUCUGUCAAUCAAAGAUUAAAUAACUUAAAGCAAUUUAUACAGCAGGAAAAGCUGCAUCUACAUGAAAGUCAAGCAUUAUGUUUGUUCAAUCAUGUAAAGAGAUUGCAUAUUUUAGAUAGUGCUGCAGGUGAUAAAUUAGAAGAAUUUUUAAAGUCUCUUUCAGACAAAUGUUCUGAGUAUAUAAAAAAUAAGCUAAGUUCAGAGUCUGACUAUGAUGAAACAUAUGGAUUGGAACUACUAAAUAUAAUUAAUUUAGUGUGUGAUGAAGACAAAGAUCUUCAGAUCUCAGCAGAUAUAGAGCUGGAGCUGAAACUCUUUAUUUUGGGUAAUGCCCUUGGUGAUUUCCAACAAAUGCAUAAGGAAUUUGUCAAGAAGAAUGAUCCUCUGAUUGGUCUUGGAGAAAUGAAGCCUAAAUAUUGGAAAAGUUUCCAGUAUCGAUUUCAAGAAAAAAAUGAAAGCUGGGAACGAGCCAAAUAUUUCUGUGAGUUGUGGUUAAAACCAGCUCUGAUUAAACAGGUAAACAGAAAACUUGGAAAUGAAAUAGUAGAUCACAUUCUUCAAGACUGCCAAUCCAAUCAAUUCAGCACAAGAAUGUACUUCCAAUUCACUGUGAUGAAAUAUCUACUAGAAAAGACACAUUUUUCUGAUUACUUAGAAUACAUAAGUGAUUAUGAAACAUUUGUCAAAAAAUGGAUAAAUAAUUAUAUUAUAGAAAAAUGUGACUUCCACCAUAUGCAAUCUGUUAUUCUAUCUAAUAUCACAAAGAAGAUAAAGGAUAUUCUCAAUGAGAAUUCUCAGGAAACAUCUGAUUUUCUUGUGCAAUUUAAGGAAAGGCUGAAGAGAGAUCUCAUAUUGUCAGAUGAUAUGGAUGUGUUUCACCUCAAGGAAGACACAAAUAUUAAAGAAUUUGUUGAAAACCUUGAAAAAUCACUUAGUGACACUGAAGCAGAAAUCAUAUCUGAGAUGAAAGCAGCGGACAAGGAAACAAUUCUUUCAAAUGUUGUGGUAAAACCAGUUGAUGAAUUGUUUAAGAGAAUUUUUGGAUGUGGGAAGCAGUGUCCAUUCUGCAAAGCACCUUGUGAGGCUGGUGGAACUGAUCAUAAAAGUCACUUUGCAUCUAUUCACCGACCUACAGGACUUGGAAAAUACAGAAUAUUUUUUACUCAGGCUCUUUGUUAUGAUAUUUGCACCACUAAUAUAUCUGGCAAUAAGUCAUUCAAACAUCAAAGUGGCUCUUCUCAUCCCUACAAAGAAUACAGGACAGUUAAUCCAGAUUGGGAUAUUCUCCCUGACCCAAGUAUUGAGGCCUCUGAUUAUUGGAAAUAUGUUCUUAAAGAAUUUAAUGAACAGUUUGCAGAAGAAUAUGAAGCCAAUCCUGCUGAAUAUCCUGAAGAAUGGAAUAGAAUAACUAAAGAACAGGCAGAAAAAUGCCUUAACGCUGCCUUUUGUAUGGAAUCAAAUACUUCAUGAAGAACAAUAUAUAAAAAAACCCAUGUCACAUACAACUUUUUUUAAUGAACCAUCAAUUCCUUCCGUAUAGACCCAAGCUGCUGCUAGGUAAACAGUCAUGUUCCUUUCCUCCUGAAGAUAAUUCUGUGGUUUUGCAAAGAAUUAUGGGUAUUAUUGUAAAAUUUCAAAGAAGUAAGAAUUAUAUAAUUUAUAGCAAUAUAAGAAUUAUUCCUAAUUUCAUUAUUUCAAAAGCAUUUCAAUGACUUGAUGAAGACAGUGUGCAUUAUGGAAUCAGUGGCUGUUGGACAUAAAAUAUAUGUAAAAUAUG
Xenopus laevis (African clawed frog) is the source of this 5876-nucleotide messenger RNA. RefSeq names its product up-regulator of cell proliferation. NCBI's taxonomy places the organism in Eukaryota, Metazoa, Chordata, Amphibia, Anura, Pipidae. The record is from RefSeq and is a predicted model, not a curated record. Bases 818 to 5569 code for a protein of 1583 amino acids. The transcript has 5 exons.